AUGCGCCGGGCGCGCCCCGUCGACGCGCCGCCGCCCCUCGCCCGCGCCCGCCACGUGAUGGCCCUCUGCGAGGCGUGCGGCGCCGGGGACCGCGACGAGGAGCUGCUGCUCUGCGACAUCUGCGACCGCGGCCGCCACACCUUCUGCCUCCGCCCCAUCCUCCCCGCCGUCCCGCUCGGCUCCUGGCUCUGCCCCGACUGCGCCCCGACCUCCAUCAUCCGUUUCCCGUUGAAGCAGAGCAAGAUCGUCGAUUUCUUCAGGAUCGAGAAGGGCGCGGAGGGCGGCGCCGUCCGGCCGGCAAAGUGCGGGCUUUCUCAGGAUGCUAAGAGGCGAAAGAGGCGAUCUCUUGUUAUGCACAAGAAGAAGAGGAGGCUACUGCCAUUUGUGCCCACUGAAGAUAGAGUUCGAAGGCUUGAACAGAUGGCUUCUGCAGCCACUGCAUUGACAUCUUCGAAAAUGGAGUUCAGCAAUGAGCUGACUUAUGUGCCGAGUAUGGCCCCUAUGUCUGCCAAUCAAGCAAAACUGGAGGAAGGUGGUAUGCAGGUUCUUACAAAAGAGGACAAAGAAACCAUCGAACUCUGCAGAAACAUGUUGAAAAGAGGAGAAUGCCCUCCACUUCUGGUGGUUUUUGAUUCCCAUGAGGGUUUCACUGUGCAGGCUGAUGCAUAUAUUAAGGAUCUCACAUUCUUAACUGAAUACACUGGCGAUGUUGAUUAUUUAAAGAACAGGGAAAAUGAUGGCUGUGAUAGUAUAAUGACCCUUCUAUCACCAGCGGAUCCUUCCCAGAAGCUUGUCAUCUGCCCUGACAAACGUGGAAACAUAGCCCGCUUUAUUAAUGGCAUUAACAACCACACUCCUGAUGGAAAAAAAAAGCAGAACGUCAAGUGUGUGAGGUACGACAUCGACGGCGAGUGCCAUGUCUUGCUGGUCGCCUGCCGUGAUAUAGCUCGUGGUGAGAAGCUGUACUACGACUACAACGGGCAUGAGUAUGCGUACCCAACGCAUCAUUUCGUCUAA
This is a messenger RNA of Triticum turgidum subsp. durum (durum wheat), 1017 nucleotides long. Lineage: Eukaryota; Viridiplantae; Streptophyta; Magnoliopsida; Poales; Poaceae. The record is from the annotation of a GenBank genome assembly.